AAAUUUAAUCUUUUCGGUAUUCAUGCGUAGUAAAAAUGGCCGCUCUCCACCGAUUCCACAAUCGGACUGGAGCAUUAGUUUCGCUUAGUAAUGACAACAGAACUGCGCAACGGAAUCAUCCUACACAGGAAUUUAACAACGGUGUUGUUCUUAGUUCUGUACCAUUAAAGGACGAUCAAGUUCUAGAAGUUAAGAUUGACAAAAAGGUAAAUUCCUGGAGUGGAUCAAUAGAGAUAGGAGUGACAACAUGUGAUCCAGACAAUCUCAACUUUCCUAUAAGUGCAACAGGCUUUCGUGAUGGAACUUGGGUUAUGUCCGGUAGCUCAGUCCUCAAGGAUGGUCACUCAAUGAUUGAGGAAUAUGGAUGUGAUCUUGACCAGUUGUCUGAGGGGGAUGUUGUUGGGGUUAUGCGAUCUUCAAAUGGAGAGUUACAUUUUUUCGUUAACGGUGUUGACCAGGGUACAGCUGCCACUGAUAUCCCAGGUGGUGUUUAUGCCGUGAUAGACAUGUAUGGCAAGUGUGCCCAAGUGUCUAUCAUAGAAUCUACAGAUAACCGAGUUAGUGUUGCCGCACCAAACUCAACCCCAAGCGAAGUUGCCCAUCAACUUGCCAAUGAAUUUCUUGCCCAGUUAUCAAGUCAGAUAGUAAAUGACCUCACUCGUACCACUGAAGCGUUGAAUCUGGCCGAGGAUACGUUACACUCAAAUGAGAGACUCACAUUUCAUGAGCGCUGCGGCAGUCUGGUAAAGUUGAGCAAUGGCAGGAGGACUGGAGAGAGACGGAGGCCCCUGGAUGAGUUUAAUAAUGGUGUGGUGAUGACAAAUAGACCUCUGAAAGAUGAUGAGUUAUUUGAGAUUCGUCUAGAUCGUUUGGUAGACAAAUGGUCUGGCUCUAUUGAGGUUGGAAUUACAACACAUAAUCCUAGUGCAAUAGAUUUCCCUGCUACCAUGACAAAUAUGAGAUCUGGUACUAUUAUGAUGAGUGGGUGUGGUAUAUUGACUAAUGGUAAAGGAACAAGGAGGGAAUAUGGACAGUAUAAUUUAGAUGCUCUAGCUGAAGGAGAUAGGAUAGGUUUGAUCAGAAAAAACAAUGGAAGUCUGCACUACUUUAUAAAUGGUGUUGACCAGGGCAUGGCAUCUAACACAUGUCCUCCCACUGUAUGGGGAGUGGUUGACCUAUAUGGUAUGGCUGUAAAGGUGACAAUCUUAGAUCGUAAUGAUCCCAACUAUAACCACAUGGUGAAUAGUCGGAGGCCAGAGAGACAGAGGGUACCUAGACAGUUCACUGAUCUAUAUGAUGAAGAAAAUAGUGCAGAGGAUGAAGUAGAGAGAUUAAGUUUUCAUACACGCUGUGGUACACAUGCUAGUGUUGUAAAUAGAGGCAGAACUGCACACAGGCCCAAUGCUCUUGAUGACUUUAAUAAUGGUGUAGUACUAACUAACAGACAUGUCAGACCAAAUGAGAUAUUUGAAGUUUGUAUUGAUAAGAUGGUUGACAAGUGGGCGGGGUCAAUAGAAAUAGGGCUGACCUUACAUUCUCCAGAGAACCUUGAGUUUCCGUCAACCAUGACAAAUAUAAGAUCGGGUACUUGGAUGAUGACGGGGAAUGGGGUCAUGUAUAAUGGAACCACAGUGAUGGAUGAUUACGGACAAAAUUUAGACCGGCUUAAGGCUGGUGAUAGAGUUGGUGUUAUAAGGAAGGAGACUGGUACGGUACAUUUCUUUGUAAAUGGUAUAGACCAAGGUGCAGCAGCCAGUAAUGUACCAGAGAAUGUUUAUGGAGUUAUAGAUCUAUAUGGACAAGCAGCUCAAGCCACAAUCAUUGACCAGUCAGAUUCUUUAAGUAUCCAAGACAUGGAUCUAUCUAGUCUCACAGACACGGACAUGCUGCUGUUUCACCAAAUCCAUGGUAGUAACUCGGCCAUUAUAAAUGGGGGUCGCACGGCCGUACGUCCAAGUGCCACUGGGGAGUUUAAUGACGCCAUUGUGAUGAGUAACCGUCCUUUGAGAGAUAACGAACUUUUCGAAGUAAUCAUUGAAAAAAUGGUGGAUCGAUGGUCGGGAUCUAUUGAAGCAGGUGUAACUUUGAUUAAACCUGAAGAUCUAUUCCCAAACACCAUGACAGACAUAGAGUAUGAUACUUGGAUGUUAAGUGGUUCAGCCAUAAUGCAGGAUGGGUCUACUAUAAAGAAUGGGUAUCCCUUAGAUCUGGAUUCUGUAAGUGUAGGCUGUCGUAUUGGCAUGAUGAGGUGCUCUGAUGGUACUCUACAUUACUUUCUAAAUGGUACAGACCAAGGAGUAGCUUGCUAUGAUAUCCCACCUGGAGUAUGGGCAGUUAUAGAUCUGUACGGACAAUGUGGUCAGGUGUCCAUAACCAGUGGUUCUGGCAUAAUGCCAACAGAUAAUAAUACUAUAAAUAGAACUAUAGUAGAACAUCCAAAUUUUAAUUCUCCUGUGAGCUCUGCAGAAUGUCACAGAUUCAGUCAUUGUUGUGGGAAGAAUAUACAGCUUACAUCUAAUGGUAGAACUGCUUCUAGAUCUAACAAUUAUAAUCACUGUCUAGUGUUUAGUUCUGAUCCUUUAAAAAAAGACGAAGUGUUUGAAAUAAAAAUUGAGAAACUUUGUAAACAGUGGUCCGGAUCGUUACGCAUCGGUUUGACAUCUAUGGCGAUAUCUGAUACGACGCCUGUGUCGGCAGUUCCUCUUACUUCAUUAGAAUUGACAACAAAACCAACAUGGAUUAUUUCUGGAUCAGAUGUAAAGAAGUCCGGUGUAACAAUAAAAGAGAACUACACUCCGUCCUUGCAAAGACUUGAGGUUGGUAACAGGGUUGGUAUUGGUAGAAGUCAUGAUGGUACGAUGCAUUUAUAUCUGAAUGGUGAAAAUCUUGGAAUAGCUGCAUCUAAUAUACCAAAGAAUGUAUUCGCUGUGAUAGACCUAUAUGGUAUGGUAGAGUCAGUAUCUGUUGUUAGUUCUGUUUCCAUGGUAACAGACAGUUCAUCUACCACACCAUCUGUUGAAUCAGAGACGGGACAUCAAAUCUCAUUGCCAUUAGAUAGAGACCAAGAUCAAGAUACUGCCAGUAUAUCAGUCCCAGAAUUUCACUGUAACCAUGGUAAAAACAUUCUCCUUAGCAACGGUAACCAGACAAUAGAACGUGUGUCUAGUUAUAAUCAGGCCAUAGCUGUAACCAAUAAAUCUCUAGUCAAAAAUCAACUGUUUAGGGUAAGGAUAGACAAGUUGAAUACUCGUUGGAGUUCGUCUUUGAUGAUUGGAUACCUGGGAUUCUCUCCUGAAAAAUACACGUUUCCUGUCUCUGCCACAGCCAUAAAAAAAUCUUGUGUUGUUAUACAGUCGGAUCAAGUUUACUCCAGUGGUUCAAAGAUCAAGGAGCAUUAUGGGAGGAAUCUAGACAAGUUACAGAUAGGUGAUACAGUGGGUGUAUUAAUAGAUGAGGAUAGUAGUCUACAUCUGUAUAUAAAUGGUAUCGACCAGGGUGUGGCUGCAAGAGAUGUACCAUGUCCAUGUCAUGGUCUAGUUGACCUCUAUGGACAGUGUGAACAGGUUACUAUAGUAACAGAAGAAAAUGUUGUCAUGGCAACACAGACAAAUGUUGAAGAUAGGGAGAAGGCAGAUAUAGAUGAUGCCAUAAAGGAGAAAGUACACAGACCUGUUGUAGAACAGAGUUCAAUAUUACGACAUUGUGAAUACCAGAAUCUUUGUCUUAGAAUAAAAGCACAGCUGUCUCUGCCAGAUGGAUAUUUCGAUUCAAGCCUUCAUGUAUGUUAUUGCGAGACUUGCCAUAAACUACGGGGAGAAGAACUGUAUCAUCGGAAAGGGGAUCCUCCUAAACAAUAUGCUACACAAUACGGCUGGUGUAUGUUUAAACUAAGACUACCAAGUAGAACAAAUGGUUGGAGUGUCUAUGAAAAAUGGCAUGUUGCGUAUUUUGGAUCUAAGAUAGAAAAUUUACGUAGAAUUCUUGAUAAAGGAGACCUCCAUUCAACCGGUGAAGUAGUGAAUGGAGGCAGUGUUUUAUUACCCCAGCCACCUGUCUUUACUGAGAAAUCCCAGCCAGAUGGUACAUCAGUCAAUAAAAUAUUUCUAUCACCAACAUUAAAAUAUACUGGAGCUAAUGAAUUCUCACCUAAACACAAGUGAGUAUGGUGUUUUAUU
Messenger RNA from Ruditapes philippinarum (Manila clam), 4175 nucleotides. Its product is annotated as neuralized-like protein 4. The record is from RefSeq and is a predicted model, not a curated record. Gene Ontology annotation, molecular function: ubiquitin protein ligase activity. Lineage: Eukaryota; Metazoa; Mollusca; Bivalvia; Venerida; Veneridae.